GCACGUUCACAAGCGACAGCACUGAAAUUUUAUUAGUGAGAUGAUAUUUACUUCCAGAUAAUUGGUAGAGAUAUUGAAUAAUACUGGGCCCAGAACUGAUCUCUGUGGAACCCCACAGACGAGGGAUGGGAAUCCUCUGGCAUGCUGGUUACACACAAUACAUCAGGGUUAGCCUCUGGUGGGCCAUGAUACGAUUAGUUUACAUGAGCAUCUAUAAGCAUCGAGGUCUACAACUCCUAGUGUGCGCUUUUCUCCGUUCCUUGCCAAUGGAAGCUGUGGAAAGCGACAUAGGCCCUGCCACUGCUUCCUAAAGUACCCACUGGUUGGAAAUGGGGAGCCACAGCCACUGGAAGCUGUCUGGCUCUGUGCCUGUGGAUACUCAAGUAAACAAACCAUCUGACAGCCCACCAGUGGCUAACGGUGACAAACCAUGUGCAGCCCAUUCAGAAGGCUCCCCACCCUUGUGCGCACCACCUUUUGAUGUUGAUCCCCCAUUAAGAACAUAAGACCAGCCAUACUUGGUUAGACCAAAGGUUCAUCUAGUGGUGGCCAAUGCCAGGUGCCCCAGAGGGAAUGAACAGAAUAGGUAAUCAUCAAGUGUUAUGUUCUUAUGUAUGCAGUUACCUUUAUCAAACAAACUUGUAAUUUCCUUGCAGAAUAAAGUCAAGUUUGUUUGACAAGAGCUAUUUUACAUAAACCUGUGCUGAUUAGUAUUAAUUACAUUUAUAGCCUUUAAUUCCUUAUUGAUUGGAUCCCAUAUCAGCUCUUUCAUUUUUUCCCCCUGGGAUUAAUGUCAGGCUAACUGAUAUGCAGUUAGUCCGGUCAUCCUUGCUCUUUUAGAAGUUUGAUGCAACAUUAUUAGUCUUCCAGAAUGUCCCCAAUGUUCGAAGUUUUACAAUUUGAAAUGUAACAUCAGUAGGCCAGAGACCUCCUCAGCUAGGCAAUCUAGGGAUGUACAGUAUGAAAAUAAUAGCAUUCUGAAUCAGUUGUGACCUUUCCUACUGACUCACUGCUAUACUUUGUGCAAGUCACUUGUACAUCAGCUAUAAAAAAGGCUAUAAUACUUACUUCACUGGGGUGUUCUGAGGUUUAAUAAAAUAAUGAGGGGCAACACUUUGAGAUCCUUGGAUGAAAGGCAUUAUAUGAGUUCAAAGCAUUACUAUUAUUAUAAUUUUAAACUUUACAAGACAUGUCAUUACUCUAAGUAGAACUCAACAUUCCCAAAGCCAGAAGGUGGGUCAUCUUAGUAUAUAUAUAUAAAGCUCUUUACGUGCUUGAUCUUGCAGGACAAAGCAGAUUGAAGACUGAGUUUGAUUUUCAGACAGUCUUGGGUGCCUGAGAAGAGCCAUCCUCAUGCUACUAACACUGAUGUUUCUGGGUCUUGCCGCCCUUGUUGCUCCUUCUGCAAGUUAUGGAUGUUAUGGUGAUUUACAUACUAUGGAAACCCCUGUGAUUUCCUGCAGGCCUGUACAAACCCCAACUUGUGGUGUGCUUACGGCACAAAAGAUUGCUGAAAUAGAUAUUGUACGUCUAAGGGCCUAUCAAGCCCCUAUUAUGAGGGUUGCCAGAAAGACGUGCUUAGAUCCAGCACUGGUUGGUGCAAUCAUAUCUGUGGAGAGUCGUGUUGGAGCUGCUCUUCAUGAUGGCUGGAACCGUGAAAGAAACCGAUUUGGCUUGAUGCAGAUUCCUGUAAACUACAAUUUGGUUCCUGUAGCCUGGAACAGUGAAGAUCAUAUAGCUCAAGGUGCAAAUAUUCUAGUUACUGGGCUAGAGGAUAUAAAGAGAAGGUUCCCUACCUGGCAAUGGCAACAACACCUCAGAGGUGGGAUUUGUUACUAUUAUAACAAGGUUAGGAACAUCCAGGUCAAUGACGGAAUGGACAUUUGCAAUUCGAACGAUGAUUACGUUAAUAAUGUUAUUAUUCGAGCCAAGACUCUGCAGAAUAAUGGAUUUAGAAUUUUAGAGUAAUGUCGGCUUCCGGCUCUUUUCAGAUAAAUCAUAGUUCUCGUUAUUAUCAACUUGAUCAUGAGAGAUCUGUAUAUCUGGAGAAAAUAAAUGUUUAAUGUAGUAAUCAAAUAGUGAUUGUAACCACAAAAUAAAUUGUUCCAGGGCUUUUCCCAACAAUAGUGGAGCUGGAAGAACUUGUAAAUUAAUUCCACCAACACUCCAUCUAAGCACCUAUCAUUAGUUUCAGUUUUUUCACUUGCUAGAGUUGCAUGGACAACAGAUGUUACUAUAGAUGUAGGAGUUAAUUAAUCCCUUCUCUAGGAUUCCAAUGGGUUGUGUGUGGGAGAAACCCAAGACCUCGGUGCCAUUAGGCAAAAACAAAACAAAAACCUACAGGCCAGCAAAAUCUUUACCUGUUGAGCCGGGGAGGCCUCUUGUACAUUCUAUUGUACAAAAGUGAGUUUGGAACUGCUCGUGCAUCAUCUAGAUGGGAGGAUGUGUGGUUUUCCUUUUAUGUCUACUCUUGUACUUUUUUCAUUCUCAUGCCUCCCCUCCCCCAACAGGGAGGAAGAAGUCUUCAGCUCCAUGGGCUCCUUCUCUUUACCUUAUCCUGCUAUUUUGUAAACACAUUCAAGGAACUUCACUCUGUAUUCUCAACCCAAGUUGAUGUCUUUGCUAGCUGGCUCAUCAAUUGGCCAGUGAAGAAGCCAACCAGGCUAGUAUACUGGAGGGCACACUGAGCAUGCUCAGUAUAUCUUCUACAUUAAUUUUCAUUAGCCAGACUCCUUCCAGUGGCAGAUUAAGUUAACUAUAUAAGGUCAAAAUCAGCUUUACAUGGCCAUAUCCAAAAGGGAAUAUCUAGGUAGCCCAGAAGUCAUGCAGAGCCUCUCUGGGGGGGACAAUCCCAAAAGCAUCCAUUUAGUGAGUUUCCUGAGAACUAUAUGACAGUGACACUGCUUAGUAGUACAACAUUGACAGCUUUAACUUUGUUGCAGUUAGAUUGGCACCUUUGAGCGUUUAAACGUGGAUGUUUCAGUAUCUGCUUCACUAUUAUGAAAACAAAACCAAAGAAAUACUCUAGAAGCAUCUAUUUUUAACUGAAAAGAUCAUACCUGAUGUUUAAGAUUAUUCUGUUUGAAAGUUUAUUUUUCAUUGUGGUUAUAUUUGGAUAUGUACAUUUACUGACUAAAUGAAUAAAGGAAAGUGGUAUAUUAAAAUGUUUU
Molecule: messenger RNA, 3170 nt
Organism: Pelodiscus sinensis (Chinese soft-shelled turtle)
Lineage: Eukaryota; Metazoa; Chordata; Testudines; Trionychidae
Product: lysozyme g-like
Biological process (GO): peptidoglycan catabolic process; defense response to Gram-positive bacterium
Cellular component (GO): extracellular region
Molecular function (GO): lysozyme activity
Source: RefSeq, a predicted model, not a curated record